Molecule: messenger RNA, 2672 nt
Organism: Prunus avium (sweet cherry)
Lineage: Eukaryota; Viridiplantae; Streptophyta; Magnoliopsida; Rosales; Rosaceae
Source: RefSeq, a predicted model, not a curated record
AAUAAACAUAAACAAAAAAUUUGAUGUAUGUAUGUAUGCAAUAUUCUAUGUUAUAGAACCUAUAUUUGAAUUUGAAGCUCCAGCAGUGUGAUUUAAAUUAAAUCAAAUAGAGAGAAUGGCAAGCAACAAUAGUCAGUGUAGUGAGCACAUUUCCCAAGACCAAUUUUCCAAUUGUGUGGUGGAUCAUGUAUUCUCAUAUGAAGGCCAGUAUAAAUUGUUCUCAGAAAAAAACAGAAAGAAAGAGGAAGGCCAUUAUAAGUCUUGUUGCAUGUGAAGGUGAUGCGGGAGCAUCUAUUAGACUUUCCUAAUCUAAGCGGGCAUCAGCCAAUAAGGCUAAGUUUUAGUUAUAUUAAAUUAAUAGGUUAUUUUAUUACUUGUUUUCCUAUUCUUACUAGGAUUUGGUUUAAUUUCCUGUUUAGGUUUUUAAUUCCUAUUUCAAUUAGGUUUUCUAUAUUCUAGUAUAAAUAGGCUAUUAAGAGACUCUUGUAUUUAGUUUUUGUUGAUGAAUAUAAUUUCAGACUUUAGUCUAUAGAGUUUCUAUUGGGAUUUUGCCCUAGAACUCAAUUAUCUGCGUUCCAACUUCGAUUCUAUUGCUUUAUCCUUCUAUUCUCUAUAUUUUGGGUAUGUUUGCGUCGCUGGACAGCAGCUUAUAGCCGCUGCCCUGCAUCAAAUUGGUAUUAGAGCCUAGGUUAAUCCUUGUUCCACAGCAUGGUUGGACGUGCUAGAGGUCGUGGACGAGGGAACCAAGCCCAAAACACAGAGAUGGCUGAGAUGCGGCGUAUGAUGGAAGACUUGUCGAGAGCGGUGCAAGCCCUCCAACGACAGGAACGAGCGGAUGCCUAUAUGGAGAUUCCGGAACGCAACCGCGGACCCUUACACAUACCGGAAGGUGGUGGUGAGGAUGAAUAUGAAGACGAGACGGAUGUCGACAACCCUUUUCAUGAAGCUAGAAACCAUGCUGAUGGUCAUCGAGGUGGAUUGGAAGAACGGUUAGUUCGUGCGUUGGAUUUGAAUGGUGGAGGAAUUAAAAUUGAAGUUGUUGAUUUCUAUGGAAAGAUGCAUGUCGAAGAUUAUUUGGAUUGGGAGGCAAGUCUAGAGAAUUAUUUUGAAUGGAAGCCUAUGGCAGAAGAUCGCAAGGUGUUGUUUGUAAAGCUUAAAUUGAAGAGUACCGCGCUUCAAUGGUGGAAGAGAGUUGAAGAGCAGCGUGCUCGGCAAGGGAAGCAGAAGAUCAACACAUGGGAUCGUAUGAAAUCCAAGUUACGAAAGCAGUUUUUACCAGCUGAUUAUACCAUGGAGUUAUAUGAGCGGUUUCAUAACUUAAAGCAACAAGACAUGUCUGUUGAAGAAUAUACGUCAGAGUUUAAUAAUCUCUCAAUUCGAGUUGGUUUGAAUGAGACUAAUGAACAGAUGACAUCUCGUUAUCUUUCUGGUUUGAAUCAGACAAUUCGAGAUGAGAUGGGGGUGGUCCGUUUGUUCAACCUUGAAGAUGCUCGACAAUAUGCUUUAAUGGCAGAGCGAAGACUAUCGCGUCGUGGUGGAAAGAGAGCAGUUUCUAGCUGCCCAGACACGGGUUGGCAAAGAGAUACUGUUGCUGUUCACGGCAUCCAAAGUGAUGAAGAAGCCAAUCCAAGUACCCAAAUAGGUGGUAGGAACUUGGGGGUUGAUAAGAGUGAAAAUAGGGAGGAAAUAAAACAAUUUCAUCCUCCAAACAGGGGUAAUGUCAGGAAUUCCACGGCUGGAAGUCCUUCACAAGCUCGAUGUUUCAAUUGCGGAGAGGCGGGGCAUAAAUCUUACGCUUGUCCACAAAGAAGAAUAAAUUUGGUAGGUACUAAGAUCAACUUUCCAGAACCAGCGUAUGAUGUUUAUGGCAACGAAGAGGAAGUUAUUGAUCUCUUACCAGUUGAAGGAGAAUGUUUGUUGGUAAGGCGAGUGAUGACAACUCCCAAAAUUGAGGAAGAAGAUUGGCGCCGACAUAAUAUAUUCCGAACACGAGUCCUUUGUGGGGGAAGGGUGUGCAACGUGAUUCUUGAUGGAGGAAGUAGUGAAAACAUUAUCUCAAAGGAGGCGGUAGAAAAAUUGAAGUUACCAAUUGAGAAGCAUCCUAAUCCCUACAAGGUGUUUGGUUAAAUUUACUAUUGGUAAUACCAUUGAGGAUGAAGCUUGGUGUGAUGUUGUUCCCAAUGACGCAUGUCAUAUCUUAUUGGGAAGACCAUGGUUGUUUGACAAAGACAUGAUGCAUUCCACUAAAGCCAACACCUAUUCAUUCUAUAAGGAUGGGAGAAAGUGGACUUUGCAACCGCUUGAAGAAGGAUUCUGCCAUGAGUUUGACAUUGAGAGCAAGGAGGUGGCGUCUGUGUAUCCACUUGUUACUAAGAAGGAUGUUGAGGGAGCUUCGAAUAAAUUAGAAGAUGACAAUAUCCUAAAUUUAGAAAACCCUCCCGUGUUUGACUGUUGUUUGGAAGAAGACUGUGAAGUUUGUUUGGGAAUUGAGCAAGCUUUUGACAAGGUAUUUGGUGAUAGUAAACAAGCUAAAUCUAGGGUAAACUUGAAGGCAGUGAAUCACGAAGAAGUUGGGUUUGAACUUUUGAAGCAACACAAUCAACCCACGUUUGAAGGAAAGGUGAUUGAAGAAAUUCUUGAGGGAAUUGUUGGAGAAGAGAUGAAUUCCUUCA